Messenger RNA from Mya arenaria, 2339 nucleotides. RefSeq lists its product as uncharacterized. The transcript has 4 exons. The record is from RefSeq and is a predicted model, not a curated record. NCBI's taxonomy places the organism in Eukaryota, Metazoa, Mollusca, Bivalvia, Myida, Myidae. Bases 235 to 894 code for a protein of 219 amino acids.
AAUAAUCGCGAUCAACUAUUUUGGAGCAAUCUUUUUUCAUUGAACCAUUAAGUAAAAUGAAAUAAGAUACUUAAAUCGAUUUACGCUUUUUGUAUUUUUAUAAAAUGGGACAAUAAGUUUUUAUUCCAAAUUGUUUUAUAAUGACUGCAAAAGGUCUUUCACAGUCAGGUAGUAUUCAGGAAGUUAUGAUAGAUACGACGUACAUGUACAUCGUUUGGUGAAUGUUUAAACAAAAUGGUGGAUUGUUUAUAUUUUACAAUAUGGAUCGCGGUGAUGGUUCCUAUUGUGAGUGCGUAUGACACGUGCGAAGAUGGAUCAUUGAAUGGAGUAAAGUGCCCUACUGGUUGUUGCUAUGACAACGAUUUCCCAGGCUUUUGGAAAUGUUGUGAGAGAUAUUAUGACUUCAACCCACAUUCAACUAGGCCUGUGUUCAUUGAAAUAGGAGGAGUCAUCGGCGGGCUUCUGGUCAUUAUAUUCGUCUUCAUUUGCUGUUGUAUAUGCUGUAUGAAGUUACGUAGAACACAAGCACACACCGACCAAACGGAAACAGCGUCCGUAUGUCAGCAGUCUAACCGAGCCCAGCCUCUCCAGCCCCUUCAGGCCAUUUCAGGCAAUGUCGUUAGAAACGACAUAGCGUUUCAGGAUCCACCACCAUAUGAGCUAUCGGGAGCUAAUUAUUCUAGCGAGUCAUUCCACCAAGUCGUUCAUAUGCAGUCGGUCAUUGACGCUGGAAACAGAAUAGGGAAGCCACCACCUUAUGAACUAGGGAGAGAUAAUUAUUCUAACGAGCCAUCCCUUCAAACCGGAAAUAUGGUCCAGAGCUCUUCCCUCAGCAACAACGUGGCGGAGCCACCGCCUUAUGCAGAAGUCGUCGCAAAUUAUAAUCACCUUUAAUUGUUGGUUAAAGGUUCGAGACAUGUAUUAACAAUGUAUUUAUUCUAACAAACAUUGAAACGGGGAGAGACUCCAUUUUUAUUGCCGAACGUCUGUUGAGUAAACGAAGUAUUCCCUUAGUUUUCCUAGUAUUGUGUACGCGAACACAUUGAAAAUGGUUAUUGAUUAUCCACAUCUAAAAAAAUAUAUCAUUCGACAAACGCACUUGAUUAUUAAAAGGCCGAAAGUACAUAGUAACAUGCGAUUCGAAUGUAAAGGUCGGUAACCGGGAUCGGUUAUGACGUUAUGGUCAGUAUCCAAUGUUGAUUGAGUUAAUUAAAUUCAUUAAUUUAAAAUAGAAAUAUGACAUAUUUAAAAACAAAUGCAUUAUAAACAGCAUGUACCUUACGUUAUAUCGUUUUUAUACUAACACUACAUGUUUAUCCCAAAUCAAUAUUUUUUUCUCUUUCAUUUUUUAUUAAUUUACUUUCCAGAUCAUUUUAAUCACCUUACACAUGAAGCUUAUGAAUUAAUUAAUGGUGUCAAAAUAUGUUGUUAAUUGUUUGUAUUUGUAUAAAUUAUGUAUAUUAAGAGUAUGCUCAUGUAAAGGUUUAAAAUAAACACAUCCGUCCAUCAGAUCUUUAAAUUGUCAGCAUGGUUUCAUGUUGUUUUUUAAAAAACGUACUACAACUGUUGUACUACUAAAGUGGAGUGGACUUCGUGAAUGUUCUCUACGUGGACUCAACUGCGAACAGAACAUCAUCUUGACAUGUACAGUGACUUGUUUUGUUACAGUUUAAAGUUUCUUGGCAUCUAUGCUUUUUUCCCAUGAGCCGGUUUAGCCGCCUUUGCAAUUCUUUAAGGGCCUUCCACAUUGCAAAACUUAGUUUGAAGGACAAAACAAUUAAUGUUUAAUAAAAAUCUAUAUAUAUAUAUAGUUAUGAGGUUCAAUAUUUAGCAAGCAUAAAACAUGCAUCCGCUGCAACAUGUGUAGGAGUUGAGUAACUUUUAUCGUAAAUGGUGUAUCCGAUUUUCAAUCAAAAAGCAUUUACAUUCUUUUUUUGUAACCAGAAAAUGAGUUUAAUGCACUAUUUUGCAUUAUUUUCUUGAAUGUCCUUCUUAUUUGAAAAUAUAUCAUCAAGACAUUGUAGAUUGUCUGGAGCUUUUUUCACAAAUAUAUUUCUGAAUAAAAUGCAAAUGCGCUUUGAACCAAAAUCUUAUAAAAUCUUUCUUUCGUAAAAUUUGCUCAACUCCUUAUUACCCCAAAACAUGUUGCAAAGGAAGUUUGUUCUACUCCUGAAAAAGAUUGUUCCUAAAAAUAGGUUGAACAUGAACUUUUCAAAGGUUUUAAUUUUUGGCCUUCCCCACCCACUUUUGCAUUGUGGAAGAUCCUUAACGGAGUAGCCAUGUAGCAAACAAUUAGUAUGAGUGUUGAUAUUUACCUGGAUUAAACCAAUCAUUUUCAC